UUUUAAAUAUAGUUAAAUUUGUCCCCCUAUAUAUAUUUUUAAUUUUUGAGUAAAAUUCAAAAUUAUCCCGUUAAAUUUUCUGUCCCGGAGUAGACCUCUGGCUAUCCAGAACUCGACCCCGGGACAGACAUGCUUGAAACCUUCGUGGUAUGGAAGCAUGUGAAUAAAUAAAAUGAAUGAAUGAAUGAAUCUGGCUUGAAACUGUAACACCAAGGGAGACAAUACGUAUGAACUCUUUAACAGGGAAAAAACAAAACACCCCUCUAAUUCGAACUUUCGUUUUUGCAAGCAGAGAAAUGAAAUGUUAGAAUAACUAUUUGAAUGUAACGAACGCAAUGGAAAAUUUAAAAUCAUUAUGGCGGAGUGGUUUAAUGAAAUGUCUGCAGAAGUCUGUCCGAUUAGCAUCCAGGCUGUCAUCAGCAAGACAGACGGACAUUCUGGACACCCUGUACAGUCCAGAAGAGAAAGACCGGAUCAUAGACUGUUUCAAUAGAUGCUCUGUGCAGGAACUUCGUGUGAGCAAGCAGCUCAACCUGGCAAAAGCCUCAUCCAUUGUGAAAUAUCGCGAAGAGCACGGAGACUUUGAGUCUUUGUCUGCUAUUGUUAAAGUACCAGGGCUUGGGGUGCUGGGACUGCAGAAAGUGUGUGACUUCUUCAAAAACUUCAGUUACGAGACCGUGCACAAGUUAAACCUAAGUACUGAUCAUGGUUCAGUGAAGUCGAAUCCACCAAUUACGAAAAUAGUGAGAGAGAACAUGAAGAGUCUGGUUGCCAUGGAUGUACAGUGUGAUCGUGUCUGCUGGACAUGGAUGGACAGAGAUCUCCACGUUCUUGACUGGAGCCAUUCCUCAGUUUUUGAUAAACAUUUUCAAAAAUAUGAUCAUGUCACCUAUCUGGAAAAGAUACAUGAGACAAUGAACACUCUCCCAGAAGCAGAUAUCUACGUGAUGGAAAGCAAAAUUCUUCAUUUACCAAAUCUCCGUGUGGCUCCAUUCAUCAUGAGUCUAAAACUGACGGAAGCCAUUCUUUGUGUCCUACUCAACAAAGACUUCGUGACCACACAGACACACAAAGUCUACACGACGCCGUCUAGAACUGUGAGCAGGUUCUUUGGCCUGUCUAUGGGUGGAGAGAGAGUCAGUGGGCAGCACAUCGUAAGAGAUAUCGUCAACAACAGUUCCGAGAUCGUCAAAGACGUCCAGCUGCCACAGACAUGCUGGGAUACAUACCGGCAGCUGAAGGCUGUGGAUCAGGAGAACUACGCCAACAGUCUGCUGUUGGGAAUCGCUUUUUAUAAACUUCUCAUUUUACGGACACAUUACGAGACGGGAGAAAAAUGUGUAGAAUGAGUCCAGUUGUGCUUUAAAUUAUAAUAUAUAUAGUUGUGCUUUAAAUUAUAAUAUAUAGUUAUCUUAA
Messenger RNA from Gigantopelta aegis, 1416 nucleotides. Its product is annotated as transcription elongation factor, mitochondrial-like. The transcript has 4 exons. Gene Ontology annotation, molecular function: DNA polymerase processivity factor activity. Gene Ontology annotation, cellular component: mitochondrial nucleoid. The record is from RefSeq and is a predicted model, not a curated record. Bases 336 to 1349 code for a protein of 337 amino acids. Gene Ontology annotation, biological process: mitochondrial transcription; transcription elongation by mitochondrial RNA polymerase. Lineage: Eukaryota; Metazoa; Mollusca; Gastropoda; Neomphalida; Peltospiridae.